Molecule: messenger RNA, 2857 nt
Organism: Phaedon cochleariae (mustard beetle)
Lineage: Eukaryota; Metazoa; Arthropoda; Insecta; Coleoptera; Chrysomelidae
Source: the annotation of a GenBank genome assembly
UUUGCAGUGUUCAACGGGCUGAAAUAAAAAAACUCAUUCCAUGUGAAGCACGUAAAAUUCCGAGAAAAUUAUAAGCAUCGUAGAAAAUGGGAAGGAAAAGAAAGUGUUCCAUAGACGUUGAUGAAUUCUUAGGGGAGUUUCUCGUAUUUGAGAAACAAAAUAUCCAUAAGAGGAGGAAACCAGUCAACCACUAUGGUUUGCGAGAUGGUGACCUCUCUGAUGAAGAUAAAGGGUUUGACGAGUUGUGUGAUGAAGUGAUCAACAAGAAUUCAGAACCAAAUGAAAAUGAGUGCGAAAUAGGACAAAAUUGCUGCUCAAACGAGGAUAAUGAAUCUACAGAUCCAGGCCACGGAGGCGUCAACCAAUUGGGUGGAGUCUUCGUGAACGGUAGGCCUCUGCCGGACGUGGUCCGGCAGAGGAUAGUGGAAUUGGCGCACAACGGAGUCCGGCCCUGUGACAUCUCCAGACAGCUCAGGGUGUCCCACGGAUGCGUCUCCAAGAUACUUUCGAGGUAUUACGAAACCGGCAGCUUCAAGGCCGGGGUGAUCGGUGGCUCAAAACCGAAAGUAGCAACCCCUCCAGUGGUGGACGCCAUCGCCAACUACAAGAGGGAGAACCCCACCAUGUUCGCCUGGGAGAUCAGAGAUCGGCUGCUGGCGGAAGGGAUCUGCUCUCAGGAUAAUGUACCUAGUGUUUCAUCAAUAAAUAGGAUUGUAAGGAAUAAGGCUGCCGAGAAAGCGAAACAUGCGCACCACAUAGCGACAAGUAAUGCUGGCUCGUCAGCGACCGGGGGACCUGUAUCUGUGAUCGCGCAUGCGCCUGCCACCCAACUGAAUGAACCCAGGUCGGGAGGUUAUAGUAUAAAUGGAAUAUUAGGCUUACAACACGACCCCAACGGCAAUAGCAUAAAGAGGAAGAGGAUAGACGACCACGAUGAGAAUAAAGAUAUGAAUGGACAUCCGGAGGACGACUACAAAAGGCAGCGAUCACACUAUAAUGGAGACCAGCUAUACUCGAAUCUUUGGUCGAGCAAAUGGAGCAUCAAAGACGAACACAAGCUGCUGUCAGAAUUGGGCAGCGCGGGCACCACCACAGGCCAAUCCGGCUACUAUGACACUCAUGCGGGCUUCGGUAACGUCAGUUCAGCGUCUGACAUCUACGACACCAUCAACACGAUGAGCCAGGCGACGUCACAGAACCUGUAUACGCCUCCGCUUGCUGGAUCUUUAGGUUCCAAUUCGUUAACACCUUUGGCUCCGAUAACGAUGCACGAAAUGAAAAUCGAAACCACCAGAAUAAUGGACCCAUCAAUGUCCCCAUAUCAUUCUGCCGAGACUAGCUCGCCGUACAGCGGCGUAGUAGGCCUGGGGGCGGCCGUGGAUGGCGCCUCCCCUGGGCUGCCCCUGGCGCUCCCAGCCGAGUCCGGGAGCCAGCCCGCCUCCCACACGGGCUCCCCCGAUCCGGCCGCCCUCACAGUGCUGCAACCCUCCAACGGCGCGUCGCAACACUAUUCCGCCAUGUUGCCUAAUUUCGGGUAUUCCACCACAGCUGGAACCACGAUGGUACCAGGAGCUGACUACGCUUACAGCACAGCUUACAGUCAAUAUGGAGCUGCAUACGGAACCUAUGGUUAUGGUACGGCAACCAGCGGGUUACUCAAUGCAGCUUACUAUUACAGCAACAAUGAUAUUCUCACCAACAACGGUGAGCCACAAGAUGGUGUGAAUUCGAAUCCAAAUACAGACCAAAGCAGUCGGAGUCCUCUAGCGGCCACUAGAGCAAACUCACUCGCGUCGGCAAACUCGCCCACUGAAAGUGGUAGCGCAUGUUUGAAAACGGAAAAUAUUUUCUCCCAUGAUUUGAAUCUGGGUUGAGAAAGAUACUGUCAGAUGUCGCCACAUAAUGAGAACUCCAAUAAUAAGAGUUCUUUAUGUCAGUUGAUUGAUGGACAACAAAUUGUGCUUGUGUAGAUAUGAACUCCCCCGAUAGAUUAAGUGAAUAUUUGUUUUUGUAAAUUUUUUGUGUUUUAGACAAAUUGACAGGAUGUUGCAAAUACCUAACUAUAUUGUAAAGUUUUUGUUCUCAGAAAACUACGAAGAAUUUAUGUUAUUUAUUUAUCGAUACAACUUUCAAUGUACUUUCAUUGUAUGUAUAUUUUAUAUUUUAAUAACUUAAGACACACCAAAGAAAUGUUUUAGAUUUUAUGUUAUAGAGCACGUUAUAAAAUAAUUUGUAAUGAAUCGAUGAAGACUACUGUGUAUUCGUUUCAGAUUAUUCAAAUUAUUUAUUAGAUUUUGUUUAUUGUGCACCUGAAUAUUAUGAUUGACUUAAAAACCUGGACAUACAGAAUAUUAAUAUUUAUAUGAACUAGUCAGAAAAAAUUACGUACUCCAAUCGAAUCAUGUUUUGUAUAAAAUUUUGAAAUUUUUCUCUAGUUUUACUGCGGUGAUAAAAUCACAUUACAAUGAUGCAGUCGAGAGAAAGGGAUAAUCAUCUUCAGGAAAUACAUUUUUUCGUUGUCUGAAUAAAAGUCAUACAAUGAUUAUUCGAGAAACUGGUUUUAUCCAAAUAUUGUGGUACCUUUCUUUCGUGCAUACGAGUUACAAACCGAACUGAAAAUUAAAAUUACGAAUUGUAUUUUCCAAAUUCACUUCUUUACUUCUGUAAAAUGUGUAAUAAUAUACCAAAGAGACAUCAUAUUUAUCAAAGUUGUCACGGUAUUAUAAGUAUUGUAUUAUUGUAAAAUGUGAUAGGCCCACAUUUCAGGCCCCGUCUUGCCCCCAAACCAAACCUGUCACAUUCUCUUAGUUGCAUAAGCAGUUUAUAUUUAGAAAAUAAAUGAAAUUUAGUAAAGCUA